AUGUCGACCCAACUCAUCUCCCAAAUCCGGACCAUCUCCCAACCACCCUCCUCUACCAUUCAGGCAGAUCAAGUGAGAUCGCACAUAGACUCCCAAUUCACCGACCUAGACCAACUGCUCUACCCACCUUCUGGACCUAGUAAGCGACGAAAGAGGAAUCUGGAGGAGGAGAUCCUAUAUUGGGAAGAAAGAGAGAGGAAAUCUGCUCUGGAGCUCGAAGCAACUACCAAGUCCCUUCCUAAGCAGAUAGAAGAUACCCAAGCAAGAUUGCAAACAUUACUAUCCUCAGCACAGGAACUAUCUUUACAGCGAUAUUCAAUCGCAGAUAACUUGGCUGAUUUGCUUUCCGAUAUAUCUGAUGGUAUUUCGCCUUCAAUAGAGGUUGACGAUAUACGAUACAAAGGUGAAAGUAUACUUGGGCAACUCGAGGUGCUUCAGAAUCAAUUGUGUAAAUUGGAAGCUGGUUUAGCGUGGGCAAAAGUGUUAGAACAAGUUGUCAUCCUCAGUGAGAAAACGUUGAACCCCCUCUCACACAAGCCUUCGCCUCUUGCUGCUCUACCAAAUUAUAGGCAGCUCAACGAUUUGGUGCAACGUCUAGAAGGAACUUUGCCCCCGGAAAUGGCUUUGAUGAAGGUCGUUAUCGAAGUGAAGGAGAGAACUUGGCAAGGACUAAAAGAUCUCAUGUCAGAGAAUCUAUUGAAAGCCUGUGAACCCCUCGGAUGGCCUAAGAAAGUGAUAUAUGAGAAUGUAUCUGCCGAAGGUAGACGAGCGUUCGAAACCGCUUACCAGGACCUAUUAUACCUCCAAGCAGAAGGGGAAGAUUUACAUGGCGAAGAAAGACCCUCACAUUGGUCAGCUGGUAAAGGACUUUAUCCAAUUCAGACAUUGAUCAAACCUAUAGCAUUGCGGUUCCAAUAUCAUUUCAUGGGUACAAAAGGUACCAAUCGAGUGGACAAGCCUGAAUGGGCAUUCGCCAAUAUUUUAGAUCAGAUAUACGAACAUCAAUCAUUCCUCUCCACCUACCUUCAACAACUAUCUUCUAAAUCUGGAUUUGAAGAUAUAGACAUCAAAUCUGAGUUCACUCUACUACUUUUCCCCAUUCUCUUGGGACUGCUAAGAGCGAGAAUACCGCCUUUACUCGAACAUCCUGCGUUGCUCGCUCAUACGAUAUACCAAACUGUCAUAUUCGAUGAGGCCGUCAGAGAAGGUGGAUUUGAGUUGGAUGCGACCUCGAUAUACGAAGGUCGAGAGUCGCCUCCUUGGGAGGGAUUGAGUGGUGUGGUGUUGAAGGAGAAUGAUUGGUUUGAAAAAUGGCUGUCGGGUGAAAAGAAAUUUGCUGAUACUCAACUUAACGAGAUUAUAUCGUCGACUGAAGCUUGGACGAUAAGCGAUGAAGUGAAUGAAGAGGGUGAAGGGGAAUCGAGUGGAGUGAAACCCACUGUCAGUGCUAGACAGGUGAAGGCUUUGAUAGAGCAGAUAACGGACCGCUACGCUCCCCUGCCAGAUCUCACAUACAAAUUACCCUUCUUACUCUCCGUCCAACUACCGAUUCUUCAAGCUUACCAGACCCGUAUAUCCGGGUCACUCGAUGCCUUCGAAACCCUGUCAUCAGCUUUCGUACGUGCUGUACCAGGCGCUCUGGCUGGUAAUACCAGAAGCGGUGUACAUAUCGAUCAAGCCAAGUUGACUUCCGGUAAGAAUGGUCUACAGAGGUUGAUGAAAGCUUGGUUAUCUGGUCAAUGGAUCCAGGAAGGAAUGACGAAGUGGGGUGAUGAGCUAUUCUUUGUCGAGGUAGCUUCGAACCUUGCGUCAUCACAGGCACUAAAAUACAAAUACUCCUCAGACCCCUUGCUCCCCUCUGCUCUGAAGCACGCCUCAUCUACUGAAGUCGAUCCUUCGACAUCGGUAUUUGAUGUGCUAAUCGAAAGGUAUGAUCAUCUCACCUCGAGAGCAGAAGAUAUGAUAGUGAGGUUGAUUACGGUGGAAACGGAGAAUGACCUGAAACAGCAUUUAACAAGAAAAUGGGAUCGACCCCCUUCUUUGGAGCCUACCGAACCAUCUCCACAUCUCUUAGCGGCACUCACAACCUACUCUUCUCAUCUCCGAUCAUUGACAUCGACUCAACCUCCUAUAGUCGUAUCUGGGUUAUACAGGAGGAUAGUAGAUCACCUGUCUAAUCACAUACUCCAGAGAGGUGUAUAUGCAGGAUGGUCCAAAUUCACUGAACAUGGUGGUAUAGAUUUACAACUAGAAGUGAAAGAAUGGAAAGAAGUUUCUUCCAACUCGCUUGGUGAAAAUUCGAUAAUCUCCGUCAAUACCUUCUGGAGGAAGCUUGAUGAUAUCUCAAAGAUAUUGGCUUUGCCUACUGGCGAAGCGAAGGAUAAGGUGACGUUUGCACAAGCUAUGGCUAGUGCAUGGGAUGGAGAAGAAGGUUUGAAGGUGUUUAACGAGAGAUUGGGAGUGGAUAUGGGUAGGGAGGAAUUGCAGAGUGUUUUAAGGAGAAGAGUGGAAUGUUGGAGGUAA
Kwoniella botswanensis is the source of this 2523-nucleotide messenger RNA. RefSeq lists its product as uncharacterized. Gene Ontology annotation, cellular component: Dsl1/NZR complex. The record is from RefSeq and is a predicted model, not a curated record. The transcript is spliced from 10 exons. NCBI's taxonomy places the organism in Eukaryota, Fungi, Basidiomycota, Tremellomycetes, Tremellales, Cryptococcaceae. Gene Ontology annotation, biological process: endoplasmic reticulum to Golgi vesicle-mediated transport; retrograde vesicle-mediated transport, Golgi to endoplasmic reticulum; regulation of ER to Golgi vesicle-mediated transport. The coding region runs from base 1 to 2523 and encodes 840 amino acids.